AUGGUUCUGUUGGUCAUUGCUGUCACACAUGACCCGUUCCAGCCUAGCUGUCAAGUGAAAACAGGCUGUUGUGGGCACGAAAUACGCUGGACACUGGCUAAUGGUGAGGGGCAUCUGAAGGUAUAUAUGGGGCAAUAUGAUCUUGCAUACCAUGGCUUGGUGGAAAGUGAUAUUGUUGGUCUUGCUGUCUGCAUCGAGAUGGUCGAGUGGGUCGUCUACGAGUUGUCAUCAGGUGGCGGUACAGGAGACACACUUACUCGCUUGUCUGUGCAGUUAGAGGAAGAAUCCCUGUCUUCUCCUGAACCUGCAUCUAUUCUCUCAUCCUUCACCCUGUGUUUGUGGUUUAGGGUCACCACCUUUCUUGAAAUGUCUACUCUCUUAAGCUAUGCUCUCUCAGAAACAGAAGAUGACGCCAUUCAGCUCCGUACCUUCCAUGGCAAACUGAAAUUGAGAUAUAUGAUGGGAAAGGCCAUAGGUCUCGACGCCCUCAUCUCCCCACUUAGGUGGCAUCCGAUGUGCUUGGUGGCUGAUCCCGACCGCCUCGUCCUGUGGCUGGAAGGAAGGAACCUCACUGUGGACGCCCCUACCCCCCCGCUACCCCUCGGCGGCCACCUGGUCAUCGGCCAGGAGCAGGACGAGUGGGACGGGGGGUACACUCCCUCGCAGUCCUUCUUGGGUCAGGUCACGGGACUCACCAUGUGGGACGUUGCCCUUGAAGCCACGCGGAUGUAUGCUUGGUCUCACUGUGAGCCAACCAACGCGAGUGCAUUCAUAUCGUGGCCUCAACUUCAACUGGACUCUGCAUAACCAAACAGGCCACUUAAAGGUGUCACCUUCCAUGCCCUGUAUUAAGCAUGAUGACCUGCUUCUGUUUACCUUCCCCUUGAUAUGGUCGGAAGCCCUGGCCUACCUGCGUCGCAUAGGCCUGGAGAUGGCUGCUCCACGGUCCCUUGAGGAAAUUUCCUAUUUAUCUCAAAUCAUUCAAGAGAACCACCAGUUUUGUAGUGUGGAAGUUAGAACUGG
This is a messenger RNA of Penaeus monodon (black tiger shrimp), 1023 nucleotides long. RefSeq names its product neuronal pentraxin-2-like. The record is from RefSeq and is a predicted model, not a curated record. The coding region runs from base 1 to 807 and encodes 268 amino acids. The transcript is spliced from 5 exons. NCBI's taxonomy places the organism in Eukaryota, Metazoa, Arthropoda, Malacostraca, Decapoda, Penaeidae.